CGCGGUUUAACACCGCAUUCGACGUGACACACAGUCAAAAGGACAACAAUACACCCCAGGACAGCUACAAUAGAAACAACAAAGAGGAAAGACUGCUAGCAACGCGAUAUUCAGGGCGGUAUUGGCAGGUAUGCAGAGACGGGCAGCAAUGGGAGAGAGCUGGCAACUCAAAACAUAAACAACGGAGUAGUUGCCAAGUUCGACGAUACAACAAGCUACAACCUUCCCUUGGAACAAUAAUUUUAAUGAUACUACUACAGAGUGGUGAUAUCAGCACCAAUCCCGGCCCCCAGUGUAGAAAUGUGAAUGAAAAUAGUGUGAAGACAAGAGAGGAAGGAAAAAGACGCCCUAAAUAUCCAUGUAUGCAUUGUGGAAGAGGAAUUAUUAAAACCAGCAAAACAAAGGAGUGUGAAGAAUGUGAAAAGAAAAUAUGUGAAUUGUGCAACAAAGGCAUAUACACGAACAGUAAAUCGUUGAUAUGUGUUCUUUGUAAUAAGGUAGCUCAUUUAAAGUGCAUUAGAGGUAACCUGAAACACAUCACAUGGCAAGAAAGACAGUGUAAAUACAUGUGUAAUUCGUGCUGUCUAGCUGAAUUGCCUUUUCAGGAGGAACAUCACAGUGACAAUGCUCAGGUAAAUGUAGAAAUAUGCAAUGAUUUAAACGAAGGUAAUGAACAUCCUGACAUCACUACACCAUCCAAAUCUGACAGCAAAAUUUACGAAUCAUUUAAUAACAAAGGGUUACACAUAAUACAUAUAAACAGCCGCUCACUCAUGAAUAAAUUGGAGGAAGUUAGAUUAUUGGCACUUAAAACUAAUGCGGCAGUAAUGUGCAUUUCAGAAACUUGGCUUGACGAUUCAGUUACCAACAAUGAAAUAGAAAUUAGUGGAUACCAGGUAAUAAGAAAAGAUAGAAAUAGGAAUGGAGGAGGAGUGUGUAUGUAUAUAAAAUCAUGUUUAACCUUCAACCAGAGGAAUGAUAUAGACACUGAUGGACUUGAAGUUAUUUGGUGUGAAGUACUUUUGCCAAAAACAAGACCUAUUAUUGUUGGUUGUUGCUACAGACCUCCGCAGCAAAAUAAUUUCUUAGAUUUGCUAGAAGAAAAUGUUACAAAAUUUUCCCAAGAGGAUGAAGUGAUAAUUCAGGGUGAUAUGAAUAUAUGUUUUCUUAAGAGAAUAGGGCAACUGUACAAAAGGUAUGUAAACUUCAUGAAAAUGUUUGGUAUGGAACAACUAAUAAGUGAGGUGACCAGGGGAAACUGGUAAAUCAUCAGCUAUUUUAGACCAUAUAAUAUGUAGUAAACCUGAAAAAAAUUAGUCAACAGGGAGUACUGCCAAUAGGAAUUAGUGAUCACUAUGUAAUAUACUGUACUAGAAAGACAGUGAAGGCAUGUAUAAAUAGUCAUAAGAGUAUCAAGAUCAGAUCAAUGAAAACAUAUGAUGCACAGAUAUUCAAUGAGGAAUUAGGGAGCCAAAUCUGGAACAAUGUUUAUGAGGCAGAAACAGUCGAUGAAGCAUGGAACAAU
Molecule: messenger RNA, 1525 nt
Organism: Portunus trituberculatus (swimming crab)
Lineage: Eukaryota; Metazoa; Arthropoda; Malacostraca; Decapoda; Portunidae
Exons: 2
Coding region: 246-1265 (339 amino acids)
Molecular function (GO): catalytic activity
Source: RefSeq, a predicted model, not a curated record